Molecule: messenger RNA, 1800 nt
Organism: Ostertagia ostertagi
Lineage: Eukaryota; Metazoa; Nematoda; Chromadorea; Rhabditida; Trichostrongylidae
Source: the annotation of a GenBank genome assembly
AUGGCAAUACCGGUCGCUCACAUCUACAAGGACGAGCGGCUACGCAACAUUCUGUUCCUGCUUGCACUGAACUUCGCAGUGACGCCCUUCGGCUCAAUCACCCAUGCUUGGCUGGCGCGCGAGCUCCGCUUCGGCUCCAUGGCCGUCAUUCAAUUCAGCAAUACGGCUGCAAAUGCCACGGUUUCCAUCGGCUUGGCUUGGUCGGGCUGGGGUGCCGUCAGCCUCGCCUGGGGUAACCUGGCGGCGGCGGUGGUGAGUGCUUUGGUAGCAACAUUCUUCAGGCCUUCCAGUCUCCCGUGGCUGCCCGGGUUUACCGAAAUCCGACGUGUACUGUCUUUCGGAGCCCGCAUCUCGCUCGCAUGGCUGGCGGAUACGGCCGCCAAGAGCGCCCCGGAUUUUUUCCUGGGUGCCUUGCAAAAUCUGACCGCUGCGGGUUACUACUCUCGCGCCAGCGGGUUGCUGUCUUUGUUCAAUCGGUUGGUGUCCGAUGUUGCAGGCGCAGUCGUCACUAGCGAUUUUGCUAAGCAGUCACGCGAGUCAAGGGACACGCGUGCUCCGUUCGUGCUGGCCUUGACCUACGUUUGCACGCUGUGCUGGGCUUUCGCGGGCUUCAUAUGUUUCAUGGCUGGGCCCGUCGUCCGGCUGCUCUACGGGGAGCAGUGGGCCGCAUCAACGCCAUUAGUGGGCUGGCUGGCAGGAGCGCUGGCCGUUGGUUCGCCGAUGUACUUGUGCCUAGCAGCACUCACCGGCCUGGGCGCCGCGACAUCCAUCCUGCGCGCCGGGCUGCUCAGUGCUGUGACCAUAAGCUGCCUGGCGCUGCUGGGUGCCUUUUUCAGCAUGCAGGGCGUUGCAGUCGGCAUCUUGGUGGCCAAUGUGUUCGGAGUUGCCGGACAUUUGACCAAGGGUUUCCCGUCCCGGUUCGGUGCCGAAGUGAACCAGUUGCAGUCGAUCAACAUGGACAUGUUCGGACGCCAAGUCAAUCCCUGCUGGAAUCGCUUCAGUGACGACCCGCAUAUCAGGGCGGCUUGCCACAUAGGCAUGGCGGAUAAGCCAGCUGAAUUUGUUUUGCUUGGUGACAGUCACGCCGGCGCAUUGCUUCGUGAAAUUGAUGACGCAGCUAAAACCAUUGGAGUGGCUGGUCUCAGUUACACCUUCCGGUCAUGUCCUCCAGUAAAAGGGAUCGAACUUGUCAAAUCCGGGGCGCUUGAUCAAAUUUGUUCAGGUAUUCGCAAAAGCUUUUUUGAGAACCUCGCAGUCGACAAUGUGGUGCCACAUACGCUGGUCGUUGCCGCUCGAUGGUCGUUGUUGCUGAGCGGCAAGUGGUUUGACAAUGGGGAGGGAGGUGUCGAGGAGGGCGAAGACUGGCUCUGGGACGUUGAUGCGCGAGGCGGCAAUUAUCCUGAAAAAAUGAAAAGCGUCAUGCUUGAUUCAAUUGAAAUCAUGCUUCGCAGUGGGCGCCGCGUUAUCUUGGUAUACCCAGUGCCAGAAAUGGGCUGGCAAGUGCCUUUUCAAUUGGCCAAGUCCUAUGCCAUCGCCAACGGAUUGUCGCCUGAAAGUGGUUCCACCUCUUACCGCCGGUAUUUGGAGCGUAAUCGGAUGGCUAUCGAGGCUCUAGACGGCUUGGGGGAGCGCUCCAAUUUGAUAAGGAUUCGGCCAGACAGGGUGCUUUGUGACUCUUUUGUGAAGGACCGUUGCGUAGCCCAUCUGGAAGAUCAUCCACUGUAUUUCGAUGAUGACCAUUUGUCCAACGCUGGCGCAAGGAUGGUGGUUGCCGAGAUCGUGAAGGUAAUGGCCCAUUGA